Molecule: messenger RNA, 193 nt
Organism: Funneliformis caledonium
Lineage: Eukaryota; Fungi; Glomeromycota; Glomeromycetes; Glomerales; Glomeraceae
Source: the annotation of a GenBank genome assembly
AUGGGCAGUAGGGAAAGUGGAGGGCAGUGGGUGGUGAGGCAGUGGAGGGCAAUAGGUGGUAGAAAUGGUGGAGGGCAAUGGAGGGCAAUGGGAGGAAGUGGGAAAUGGUGGGGUAAAAUCUUUCUUACUCAAGUUCCUAAUUGGGUUCAGCCGAUUUUGUUAAGGGUUCGUUUGGUUAUUAGUGAUUGUAUCG